Molecule: messenger RNA, 3101 nt
Organism: Pimephales promelas (fathead minnow)
Lineage: Eukaryota; Metazoa; Chordata; Actinopteri; Cypriniformes; Leuciscidae
Source: RefSeq, a predicted model, not a curated record
AUGGUUCUUCUUUUUGUACCAUGGAAGAAAGUGGUCAGUCAGAAACUCUAUAUAAUUUGCCGAGGUCAUUUUCACAACUUCAGGGACCCUAAAGGGGCCUACCAGCACUCUCCCCAUGAUUCCGGCCCAAAACAUGACUCCGCCACCUCCUUGCUGGCGUCGCAGCCUUAUUGGGACUUGGUGGCCAUCUACCAACCAUCUCCAUCCAUCUGGGCCAUCCAGGGUUGCACGGCACUCAUCAGUAAACAAGACUUUGGUUGUGACUCUGGUUUGUGCACAGGAUGUGGUGAGAGCCUUCAGGACAGCACUGGAAACUUCUCCUCCCCUGGGUUCCCUAACGGAUACACUGCAUAUAUUCACUGUAUAUGGAGGAUAUCAGUCACGCCUGGGGAAAAGAUCGUUCUUAAUUUUACAUCAAUGGAUCUGUAUAGAAGUCACUUGUGCUGGUACGAUCAUGUGGAGAUCCGUGAUGGAUUUUGGAGAAAAGCACCUUUGAAAGGCCGUUAUUGUGGAGACCAGCUACCCGAAGCCAUCGUCUCCACUGAGAGUCGACUGUGGAUUGAAUUCCGCAGCAGCAGUAAUUGGGUGGGGAAAGGUUUCUCUGCUGUUUAUGAAGCUAUUUGCGGAGGUGAAGUGAGAAGGGACAGUGGACAGAUUGAGUCACCCAAUUACCCUGAUGACUAUCGGCCUAAUAAAGUUUGCACAUGGAAGAUCAUCGUAUCCCAGGGGUUUCAUGUGGGCCUCAUCUUCCAGUCGUUUGAGACUGAGAAACAUGACAACUGUGCUUAUGACUUCCUGGAAGUGAGAGACGGUGAUUCUGAGAGCAGUCCUCUACUGGGCCGUUUCUGCGGCUACGAAAAGCCAGAUGAUGUCAAAAGCAGUUCCAACCAGCUGUGGAUGAAGUUUGUAUCUGAUGGUUCUGUGAACAAAGCUGGAUUUGCAGCUAAUUUCUUUAAAGAGAUUGACGAAUGUUCCAGGCCUGAUAAAGGUCAUUGUGAGCAGCGCUGUGUCAACACCCUGGGCAGCUACCACUGCGCCUGCAACCCUGGUUACGAGCUCGCCCCGGACCGCCGAAGCUGUGCAGCAGCAGCCUGUGGAGGAUUCAUCUCUAAACUCAAUGGCUCCUUCAAUAGUCCAGGAUGGCCGCAGGAAUACCCGCCCAAUAAGAACUGUGUGUGGCAGCUCAUAGCACCUGUGCAGUACCGCAUCACGUUGCUUUUUGACACUUUUGAGACCGAGGGGAACGAUGUUUGUAAAUAUGAUUAUAUUGAGGUACACAGUGGUUUGUCCACUGACGCCAAGCUUCAUGGGAAGUUCUGUGGCACAGAGAAACCGGAAGCGAUCACGUCCCAGCUCAACAGUAUGCGUGUCGAGUUCAAAUCAGACAACACUGUGUCCAAGAGAGGCUUCAAAGCUCAGUUCUUUUCUGACAUGGAUGAGUGUUCUAGGGAGAAUGGAGGUUGCCAGCAUGAGUGUGUUAACACGUUUGGGAGCUACAGCUGUCAGUGUCGCAGCGGCUUUGUGUUGCACACCAAUAAACAUGACUGCAAAGAAGUGGGGUGUGAUCAAGAAAUUACCAGUGUGUCCGGUAUCAUCACAAGUCCAAACUGGCCUGAUAAAUACCCCAGCAAGAAGGCCUGCACGUGGACCCUAUCCACCACCCCAGGCCACCGCAUUAAACUUGCUUUUGAAGAGAUUGAUAUGGAGGCUCAUCAGGAGUGUACAUACGACCACUUGGAGAUAUAUGAUGGCCAAAAUGGCAGAGCGACCAGUUUAGGACGCUUUUGUGGGGGCAAAAAGCCAUCACCGGUCAUUUCCAGUGGUAACACUAUGUUCCUGCAGUUCUCCUCGGAUAACUCAGUACAGAAAAGGGGUUUUAAGGUCUCUCAUUCAGCAGAGUGUGGCGGUAGUCUGAAGGCGGAGAUAAAGACCAAGGAUCUGUAUUCCCACGCUCAGUUUGGUGAUAACAACUAUCCUGGAGCUUCAGACUGCCAGUGGAUGAUCUCAGCGGAGAAGGGCUAUGGGGUGGAGCUUAUCUUCCACACCUUUGAGAUUGAGGAGGAAGCUGACUGUGGCUAUGAUUACAUGGAGCUGUUUGAUGGCGCUGAUGUCAAAGCGCCCAGGCUGGGACGCUACUGUGGGUCUGGGCCACCAGAGGAGAUCUAUUCAGCUGGUGAUGCCAUUGUCAUCAAAUUUCACUCGGACGACACCAUCAACAAGAAAGGUUUCCAUGUUCGGUACACAAACACCAAGUUCCAGGACACCCUGCACUCUAGUAAGUAAGUUCUUCAUGACAGAAGAGCUCCUGUGCACCUGUAUUGUUGAAGCCACGUACCCGAGGCCUCUUGCUCCCUCCCCUCCAGAAUGCAAAGAGGAAGUCCUAAUUGUGCCAUCCCCAUAUGUAGCCUUUCAGCUAUAAAAAGCAGAGAUGACAAUCUGAUGUAGGGACAUUUCAACAUUUUUUUUGUUGUACUUCAAAGAAUCCAUUGAAGACUAUAGGAAAUGGAACAUCAGACUGGCAGAUAUUAUUAGUAUGAAGAGCUUUGUUGACUACAGUCAGGUCAAUGAUACAAGUCACAAUGAGGAAGGAUGAAUUGGUUUCAAAAUGUCCCUGAUGCACUUUAGCCUCCCAGAGAUCUACUCCAAUCCGUGAAGGCUAGAAUCUUAAAUGCUUUUAGAUGUUUCUUUUAUUUCUAAAAUAAAAUCAACAUUUUUUUAUUGUCACACACCUGGGUAAUUUGUGUUUGGAAAUGUAUAAAAUAUCAUUCAGUCAUACUUACAAGGAUUAUAUUUUUUGUAAAAAAAAAAAAUAAUAAAAAUAAAAAAAUACUAGCACUAUUCCUUACAAUAGAGUUGUACAUGAUUAUCCAGACUUCUAAACUUAAAAAUAUAUUAGUAGAAAUAGAUCUAGUGCAACUUUACCCACUCACAAGUUGCAAGGAAUAAAGUUAAGCAACAAUGAAGAAGGAUCCAGAUUCAGCAACAUCAGCUUGAGAGCCUUCCCUUAGACUUAAAUUGUUUGGCAUUUGAACUUGUCCAUUUGAACCAAUGAACUGUAAGACAAUGUUAAUGUGACUAAUAAACAAUUUGAGAUGACUAAA